UCAUUGUCUUAAAAAAAAAAGAGAAAAAAAAUCAACCGCUCAUUUUUAAGCAACUUUUGCUUUCACUUAUAAAAGAAUUUCUGAUUUUUCUCUCUGGGUUUUUGUUUUCCUAGGUUGCCCUGCGUUGAAGGGCUCUCAGAGCCAAAGGUUUUGAUUGGCGGUUAAUUUUUGUGGUGGGUUAUUGAAGGUGUUUCAUUUCUGGGAUUAUCUCACCUUUUUAAGGUUCUGGUCUUUUACAUUAAAAUUCAUCUAUGGUUGUUAAGAUGGGUUUUUGAGUGUUGGGAUUAUCAGCAAGAUCAAGAAAGUGUGUGUUUUUUUAUAUGAGCAAGGAGAUUAUGCAAUCGGCUUGGUCAUAUAUAAAGCUUUUUUUGAACUAUUGUUUCCAUUUUACCUUGCUCAUCUAUGGUAGAGCUGCAAGACAAUUACUUUUGAUGCCUUGAAUUCUGCUUUGGAGUUGAUAAAAAAAUUAGCUUUUUUUUUGAGGGGUUUGUCUUAAAGUUGGUCGUUUGACUGUUGGGCAAGGUGGGAGUCGCUGUUUCUCUGGAGGCUCUAAUGAUAUCUUCUCUGAAGUGUUUACUUAUUUAAGUCGCCAAGUAUUUGGUUUGCUCACUUAAAGAAUCUUUGCCUCUCUGGUGGUUGAAGUUCUGUAUAUUUGGUGUUGUUAUACAGCUUCAAAAAUACACAUACAGAAAAAAAGGGGGAACUUUCUUCAUCAUUGUUCUGGUUUCCGCAUCACAAGUCAGGAUACCUAUCUUUUGAAUGGGGACUGAUGCUGCUGAAGUAGUGGAGACUCCAACAAUUCCCAGUUUCUUUAAGGUGCAUCACAUGAUGUGCACAGAGCUUGGUAAGUUCGUUGACAGAAUUGUAAGGAUAUUUCCGGAAAUUGAAGCUGCUCGACCUAGAUGCGAUUCAGGAAUAAAGGCACUAUGUUCACUGAACAAUGCAAUUGUGAAAGCAAAGUCACUUCUUCAGUACUGCAGUGAAUCCAGUAAACUCUAUCUGGCAAUAACGACAGAUGCCAUAGUUUCAAGAUGCCAAAGAUCGAAGAACUUGUUCGAACAAAGUUUAUGCCAAAUUCAGAGUAUGGUUCCAGUCAUGCUGGCUGUUGAGAUCUCUCAAAUUGUUGAUGAUCUGCGAGCUGCAAAUUUUGUCCCCGAUAAAUUUGAAGAAGAGGCAGGGAAGGUUGUAAGAGAAUUGCUCCAGAGGGGAGCUGCAGCGUCGGAUUCAAUGGAAUAUGCUGAAAUGAAAGCUCUUCAAAUUGCAGCUUCGCGACUUCAUAUUUCAUCUUCAAAAGCCAUCUUGAUAGAGCAAAGAUCUAUUAGGAAGUUGCUGGAAAAGGUUAAAGACACUGACCAACAAAAGGGAAAGAUCUUAAAAUAUCUUUUGUAUCUGUUGAGGAAGUAUGCUAACUUGAUUAUUCGAGAGCAAACAGACAACACAACUGAUCAGAAUGAAGGAUCAUUUGCAGUUAACGACCCCUGUACUAAUUUUGUGCAUACUCACUCUGUUGAUGUGGAAUCUCAUAGGGAGUAUAAGCAGUAUGAAGCUCAAGCUGAUAGGUUCAGUAGGAUUAUACCUCCUGAGGAAUAUCAGUGCCCCAUUUCUUCAAGAUUGAUGUAUGAUCCUGUUGUCAUUGCUUCUGGACAAACAUUUGAAAGGAUUUGGAUCCAGAAGUGGUUUGAUGACGGUAACAAUACAUGCCCAAAAACUAAAAAGAUACUGUCCAAUCUAUCAUUGACCCCAAAUGCUGUCAUGAAGGAUCUGAUAUCAAAAUGGUGCAGGAAGUAUGGAAUUACUAUUCAGGACCCAAGUAUACAAUCACAUGUACUUCAAUCGUUGGAAACUUCUUCCACUUCCAUAGCUAGUUUGGGCAGUUCUAUGAAUGAUCUGCGCUUUCCAGUGGACUUAAGCAAUAUAUCACUUGGAUCAUUAGAUACUAGUUAUACUUCAGAUGCAUCACGUAACAAGUUUUUAGAUGGCUUAAAUUUGAUACCAGAGCAGACCAUUGAUGAUCUUUGCCAAUAUCAAUCUCCCACUGAUGCAAGUAAGAUGGAUUUGGAGUCUCUAUCUAACCUUGCUGAGCUUGAUUGGGAAUCCCAAUACAAUAUGGUUGAAGAAAUGAAAAAUAAUUUGAGAUGUGAUGACCUAGCUUGUCUGUCUAUGUCAUCCAAGAAUUUCAUUGAGCCUGUGACUAAAUUUGUGAGCUGUGCUCGUGAUUUACAUGAUAUAAGAGCACAGAGAGCUGGAUUUCAGUUGUUAUUGACAUUUCUGAGCAAAAAGAGGAGUGGCACACGAUACUUAAAUGAAAAUGUGUAUAGUCUAUUAUCAUUGUUUAUCAACUCAGAAGUAACUAAAGAGGUUCUUGACAUUAUGGAAGUGUUGUCUGGCCAUGACAGUUGUAGAUCUAAGAUUGCUGCAUCUGGUGCUCUUGCUUCCUUUUUAAUUAUUCUUGACUCAAAGAUCAAAGAUUUCCAGGAACAAGUCAUUAAAAUUUUGCGCAAUCUGUCCUCGAGCAAUGAUGCUUGUUCCAAUUUGGUGUCUUUGGAGUGCAUCCCAAAAUUUGUUCCAUUCUUACAAGACACUACUCUUGCAAGGCACUGUUUAGUGAUGUUGAGAAAUUUGUGCAGUAACCAAGAGGCUAGGAUUUCUAUUACUCAAACUGCCGGAUGCAUUAAUUCUAUUGCUACAUUACUUGAGACUGGCAGUUAUGAGGACCAAGAGCAUGCACUGGCUAUUCUCCUUGUAUUGUGCUCACAACGUGUUGAAUAUUGUCACUUAGUGAUGGAUGAGUGUGAUAUAUUCCCUUCUCUUUUUGAUGUAUCUGUUAAUGGGAGUGAAAGAGGAAAGGCAAGUGCAUUCGAAUUGCUGCGGCUUCUUAGAGAUACCAACUCUAAUGAUGAUGAACAAGAAUGCUUUCAAUCCGACAAUGUCACAUCCGAUGAUGCUUACCAAGAAAAGAAGUCUCACAAGAAAUUGUUUGGAGUGAAAUUUCCAAUAUUCUCAAAAUCCAGUGCACCAAAAAAGAAGAAAUGAAACUUGGAUUUUCUGCUCUCUAUUGACAUUGGAGUUAACAAAUAUUCUGCCUGGGAGGGGAUUUGCUUACUGGGAUGUGGCAGCAAUAUCAUCAUACUGUAACAAAACUGUAGUUAGUUUGUGAAUGAUUUUGUCUGGCUCCAGCACUAAAUUCCAUGAUCUAGUUUCCUAGAUUUGAUUAUUUAUGAUGUAACUGCUGUCAUUUUCUGGUUGUAUAAUUUUUAAGAAUGUACAGUUUUUAGCAAGAGUUGAAGUUUUCUCAUUGUACCUUCUUCGCGUAAUCUUUGGCAGUUUUGUAUGUUAUUGGACCUUACAUAGAA
Molecule: messenger RNA, 3353 nt
Organism: Theobroma cacao (cacao)
Lineage: Eukaryota; Viridiplantae; Streptophyta; Magnoliopsida; Malvales; Malvaceae
Product: ARM repeat superfamily protein
Biological process (GO): protein ubiquitination
Molecular function (GO): ubiquitin-protein transferase activity; protein binding
Source: RefSeq, a predicted model, not a curated record